Messenger RNA from Olea europaea var. sylvestris, 893 nucleotides. RefSeq lists its product as uncharacterized. The transcript is spliced from 2 exons. The coding region runs from base 41 to 502 and encodes 153 amino acids. The record is from RefSeq and is a predicted model, not a curated record. Lineage: Eukaryota; Viridiplantae; Streptophyta; Magnoliopsida; Lamiales; Oleaceae.
GCAUCACAAUUUACAUCGAUUCGGAAAUUAAGAUUUAAAAAUGGUAAAUUCUGAGAAACAAGAAUCAAGAAACAAUCGCCAGAUCGAAGAUGUAAACAGUGUGGAUCAAGGCACCAACGGUGAGGAUUCAUUUAACGGUUCAUCGGACGGUGCUGAGAUUCCUUCCAUUACGCAGAGGUUGAAGGAGAUUAUUGUGGAUGAUGGUGAUUGCGAUCUGCUGCUACAACAGAGCGGUAGGGGGUAUGGAUUUAUGCAGUGGCUUCAGGCUCUGGAUAUGCAGGUUAUGGGGGCCUGUCGCACGGACGAAAGGUUGAAGCCUUUGCUAAAACUCAAUUUAUCCGCUGGCGCGGCUGAGGAUUGUUUGUUGGCUCACCUUAAUCAGCAUUUUGAGCCAUCAGAAGUGGGUAUGCUGGCCAGGUGUUUGUGCAUGCCUCUCGUUUCUAUCCGCGUAGGGAAGAUCACUAAGCAAGGGAGCCUCUUAUGUCCAACAUCCAUAAGGUAGUUGCAAUCUCUACAUCUUUUCUCUCAUAUUACAGUUGCAUGUAGAAAAUAAAUUGACCUCUGUUAUAGUGUCUACAGUCUUGUUGUUAAGUAAUUAUUUUUGUUGAGUGAACUAACUAGGGAAUGUGAUUGUUGAGAGCCAUAUUUUGUUUCGGUAUUUUUAUUUUUUAGGGGUUUGGGUUUAGAAAAGUACAAAUUUGGUCUAAGAUGAAAAAUAAUUUAGCUUAUAUUGAAGCCUGAAAGUGAAUUAUAUGUUGUGGGAUUGAUCCUUGCUGUUAGACUGACACAUCAGAGUUCAACUGUUUUUCAGCUAUCUACCUUUCUUGGAAGAUGGCUUUUUAUCACCAAAAGCCUGUUAGUUCUUCAUUGGUGAUCGAAUUUUUUCUUCUAAU